CGAAACGUCGAAACUUGUUUCUAUCCCGUUAUCGUUUUGACAGUACAAACCUAUCCAUUUUCUAAGUAUUUAAUGUGUAAACAUUUUCGAAAGCAUCUAUAGAUUUUAAAGAUGAUGAUGUGUUCCUUGUUAUGGGUUGAAAAUAGAAUCUCGUGCUUAAACGAUUGAUAAGGUUAAAAUUAUGCCUUGUCAAUAUUUAUUUGUACGAAUAAUAGUAAAAUUUUGUAUUAAAAUAUAAUCGAGAACAUGGGCCCACCACCCGUGGUAACGGGUAUUUCUCCUAAGGAAGGACCUCCAGGAACCCGCGUGAUAGUUCGCGGUGAAUUCCUGGGUAACAAGGCGCAAGAUCUCACAGGUCUAACAAUAUGCGGAUGUGAUUGCCUUUUGUCGGCUGAGUGGAAGUCUUCAAAUAAAAUCAUUGCUAGAUCAGGGCCAUGUAAAGGUCGCGGUGAUAUUAUCGUAACUACUCGCAGUGGAGGACAAGGAACAUCAACAGUACAAUUUCGUGGAUAUCAUGAAACUAUUGGUCCCAUGAAAGAAUCUGCAGUAUGGGUGGAAGAAGCACCUAUACAGAGUUACGUAUGGGGUAGAAGAACCCUUUCCCCAACAAAUUACCAGCAGGAAGAUCCUCUAGGAUUAAGUGUGGAGGGCAAUGA
Messenger RNA from Ceratina calcarata, 656 nucleotides. RefSeq names its product exocyst complex component 2-like. The record is from RefSeq and is a predicted model, not a curated record. The annotation marks the transcript as partial. Lineage: Eukaryota; Metazoa; Arthropoda; Insecta; Hymenoptera; Apidae. The transcript is spliced from 2 exons.